AGCCGGGGGUAGAGGCGCCAGGAGCAGCUGCCGGGAGCCUCAAGCAGACCGCGCACUCUAUGGCCAUAGGGAGCCGCUGAGAGCCAGAAGAGCACGCUCCCGCCGCCUGCUGCGCCGCACGCCCUCCUGCGCCUCUCUGCCCGCCCGGCCCGGCCCGCGCCUCCCGCCACCAUGAACCACUCGCCGCUCAAGACCGCCCUGGCGUACGAGUGCUUCCAGGACCAGGACAACUCCACGCUGGCCCUGCCGUCCGACCAGAAGAUGAAGACCGGCACGUCGGGCCGGCAGCGCGUGCAGGAGCAGGUGAUGAUGACGGUCAAGCGGCAGAAGUCCAAGUCUUCCCAGUCGUCCACCCUGAGCCACUCCAACCGAGGUUCCAUGUACGACGGCCUGGCCGACAAUUACAACAACUACGGCACCACCAGUCGGAGCAGCUACUUCUCCAAGUUCCAGGCAGGAAAUGGCUCGUGGGGCUAUCCGAUCUACAAUGGGACCCUCAAGCGGGAGACUGACAACAGGCGCUUCAGCUCCUACAGCCAGAUGGAGAACUGGGGCCGCCACUACCCCCGGGGCAGCUACAACACCACGGGUGCGGGCAGCGACAUUUGCUUCAUGCAGAAGAUCAAGGCCAGCCGCAGCGAACCUGACCUCUACUGCGACCCCCGGGGCACCCUGCGCAAGGGCACACUGGGCAGCAAGGGCCACAAGACCAGCCAGAACCGCUACAGCUUCUACAGCACCUGCAGCGGUCAGAAGACCACCAAGAAGUGCCCUGUGCGCCCGCCCUCCUGCACCUCCAAGCAGGACCCGGUGUACGUGCCCACCAUCUCCUGCAACAAGGACCUGUCCUUCGGCCACUCGAGGGCCAGCUCCAAGAUCUGCAGUGAGGACAUUGAGUGCAGUGGGCUGACCAUCCCCAAGGCUGUGCAGUACCUGAGCUCCCAGGACGAGAAGUACCAGGCCAUCGGGGCCUACUACAUCCAGCACACCUGCUUCCAGGACGAAUCCGCCAAGCAGCAGGUCUACCAGUUGGGCGGCAUCUGCAAGCUGGUGGACCUCCUGCGCAGCCCCAACCAGAAUGUCCAGCAGGCGGCCGCGGGCGCCCUGCGCAACCUGGUGUUCAGGAGCACCACCAACAAGCUGGAGACCCGCAGGCAGGGCGGGAUCCGCGAGGCCGUCAGCCUCCUGAGGCGGACAGGGAGCACCGAGAUCCAAAAGCAGCUGACCGGGCUGCUCUGGAACCUGUCGUCCACUGACGAGCUGAAGGAGGAGCUAGUGGCCGACGCCCUGCCCGUCCUGGCCGACCGUGUCAUCAUCCCCUUCUCCGGUUGGUGCGACGGCAACAGCAAUGUGUCCCGGGACGUGGUGGACCCCGAGGUCUUCUUCAACGCCACAGGCUGCCUGAGGAACCUGAGCUCGGCGGACGCGGGGCGUCAGGCCAUGCGCAACUAUGUGGGGCUCAUCGACUCCCUGAUGGCCUACGUGCAGAACUGCGUGGCUGCCAGCCGCUGUGACGACAAGUCAGUGGAGAAUUGCAUGUGCAUCCUGCACAACCUCUCCUACCGCCUGGACGCGGAGGUGCCCACGCGCUACCGCCAGCUGGAGUACAACGCACGCAACGCCUACACCGAGAAGUCCUCCACUGGCUGCUUCAGCAACAAGAGCGACAAGAUGAUGAACAACAACUACGACAUCCCCCUCCCCGAGGAAGAGAGCAACCCCAAGGGCAGCAGCUGGCUCUACCACUCGGAUGCCAUCCGCACCUACCUGAACCUCAUGGGCAAGAGCAAGAAAGACGCCACCCUGGAGGCCUGUGCCGGUGCCCUGCAGAACCUGACGGCCAGCAAGGGCCUGAUGUCCAGCGGCAUGAGCCAGUUGAUCGGGCUAAAGGAGAAGGGCCUGCCCCAAAUCGCCCGCCUGCUGCAGUCUGGCAACUCGGAUGUGGUGCGGUCGGGGGCCUCUCUGCUGAGCAACAUGUCCCGCCACCCCGCGCUGCACAGGGCCAUGGGGAACCAAGUGUUCCCAGAAGUGACCAGACUCCUCACCAGCCACACCGGCAACACCAGCAACUCCGAAGACAUCCUGUCGUCGGCCUGCUACACCGUGAGGAAUCUGAUGGCCUCGCAGCCGCAGAUGGCCAAGCAGCACCUGAACGGCAACGUGCUGCACAACCUGGUCAACCUGUGCCGCGGCAGCACCUCGCCCAAGGCUGCGGAAGCUGCCCGGCUCCUCCUGUCUGACAUGUGGUCCAACAAGGAGCUGCAGGGCGUCCUCAGACAGCACGGCUUCGACAGGAACACGCUGGGGACCCUGGCCGGGGCCAGCAGCCUCCGGAACUUCACCUCCAGGUUCUAGGAAGAGGAGGCUGCGCGCAAGUUCAGCUGGCAGGGACGUGACCCAGUGGAGAAGACCUCAGGCCUUGCCAGAUGGGUCAUUCUGUCCACCCUGUGCAGUAUUUGGAAAAGUUCAGAGCGACCUGAAGACUGUGGAUGAUGGAAAGAUUUUUAGAUUCUUUUUUUCCUAGGGGGACCU
Lepus europaeus (European hare) is the source of this 2532-nucleotide messenger RNA. It is a transcript of the gene PKP1, whose product is annotated as plakophilin 1. Gene Ontology annotation, cellular component: nucleus; cytoplasm; adherens junction. Gene Ontology annotation, biological process: intermediate filament bundle assembly; cell-cell adhesion; cell-cell junction assembly. NCBI's taxonomy places the organism in Eukaryota, Metazoa, Chordata, Mammalia, Lagomorpha, Leporidae. Gene Ontology annotation, molecular function: cadherin binding. The coding region runs from base 172 to 2355 and encodes 727 amino acids. The transcript is spliced from 14 exons. The record is from RefSeq and is a predicted model, not a curated record.